This is a messenger RNA of Nerophis lumbriciformis (worm pipefish), 2312 nucleotides long. Its product is annotated as phosphatidylinositol 4-phosphate 5-kinase type-1 beta-like. The record is from RefSeq and is a predicted model, not a curated record. Gene Ontology annotation, cellular component: plasma membrane. Gene Ontology annotation, molecular function: 1-phosphatidylinositol-4-phosphate 5-kinase activity. NCBI's taxonomy places the organism in Eukaryota, Metazoa, Chordata, Actinopteri, Syngnathiformes, Syngnathidae. Gene Ontology annotation, biological process: phosphatidylinositol phosphate biosynthetic process.
UUGACUCGCAGUAACAUGGAGUAAACUCUUAAAAGCUUUCCAUCAGCCUGGAAAUGGAUGAAAACAUUUGAUUUAGGGAUGUUUCGGUUUUUUUUUUCUUUCACACCUGGCGUGACCUUUGAAGUGCAAUAGGUGGAGAGAGAGAGAAAGAGAGAGAGAGAGCGAGCGAGAGAGAGAGAGAGAGAGGAAGUGGCGAAGUCGAAGCUUCUCACCACAGUCAGCCUGACCUGUAAAAAGGAUCAGGAUGGAUUUGUGAGCUUAAGACUCACUGAAAUGCUGAAGAACUCUCAGAACACGGAAAACUUUGCCAAGGACUGAGGCUCUGCAGAAUUUAGAUGGUGGACAAGGACAAUGCAGUAAUGUCUGUUCUUGCUAAAUAAUAGCAUCAUUAGGCAAAAAGGAAGCUCAUCCAGGAACAACAUUCACACUUCCUUCUUGUAAAAUAUCGAUCUGUGCAAACGAUGUCAGCCACCAACACAACCAAAGCAAAAAGGGCAAGUCCAGCCUUCAAGCUGUCAAAGAAUAUUAAAAAGCCCACAGCUGCUACUCUGAAAGGUGCCAUCCAGCUGGCCAUUAGCUAUGCUGUGGGAAACCUCAGCUCCAAACCUGACAGAGAUGUUCUCAUGCAAGACUUUUCUCUGGUGGAGAGUGUCUUCUUGCCAAGCGAAGGCAGCAGUUUGACUCCAGCACAUCACUACUCAGACUUCCACCUGAAGACAUACGCACCACUGGCAUUCCGCUACUUCAGAGAGCUUUUCGGAAUCAAAGCAGACGACUACUUGUACUCCAUGUGUAAGGAGCCUCUAAUCGAGCUGACCAACCCUGGUGCCAGCAGCUCCUGGUUCUACCUUACCAGUGAUGAUGAGUUCAUCAUCAAGACUGUGCAGCCUAAAGAAGCAGAGUUCCUACAGAAGCUUCUUCCUGGAUACUACAUGAACCUGAACCAGAACCCAAGAACUUUGUUGCCAAAGUUUUAUGGCCUUUACUGCAUCCAGUGGGCUGGUUUCACUGUCCGUGUGGUCGUGAUGAAUAAUGUGCUGCCACGCGCCAUCAAGAUGCACUACAAGUACGACCUGAAGGGUUCGUCGUACAAACGCCGCGCCUCACAAAAAGAACGCGUUAAGUCUUCGCCCACAUUCAAAGACUUGGACUUCCAGGAGAUACACGAAGGCUUGUUCUUUGAUGCGGAGACCUACAACGCCCUAAUGAAGACUCUGCAGAGAGAUUGCAGGGUUCUAGAGAGCUUCAAGAUCAUGGACUACAGUCUUUUGCUGGGAAUCCACGUUUUGGAAUACAAAGUGUUCAGCAGGCAGAGCAGACUGGACAGUAGGAAAGGUCAAAAAGUCCUCUACUCCACCGCCCUGGAGUCCAUCCAGGGGACCGUGAAAGACCCAGCAAUAGUGAAAGAUGACGACACAUUGGGUGGAAUUCCUGCCAAACAUAGAGAUGAAAAACUCCUCAUCUUUCUGGGAAUAAUUGACAUCCUUCAGUCCUACAGGUUUAUUAAGAAGGUGGAACAUUCCUGGAAAGCCCUUCUACAUGAUGGGGACACGGUUUCGGUUCACAGGCCCAGUUUUUAUGCCGACAGGUUUCUGAGGUUCAUGGGAACGGUGGUAUUCAAACGUAUGCAAACAUUGAGAGGAACGUCUUCAAGGAGGGUGAAGAAUUCUUUUGUUACUGCUCGCUCAGCCUCUCAGGAGUUACUCUCGCCUCACAAUGUGCAACAGAAAGAAGAGAAGAAAGCUCAAAGCAUGGAAGACAUCAAUGAUUCCAUUUCCUGCGAACAAGCUCCCUCCUCCAUGUCUACUGAAGAAGAAGAACACCUUGAAAACAGUGAAGAAAGACGAGCUUCUUGUUCAACGAUCGCACUUGAUGAUGCCUUGCCACCAGUCGCCAGAAGCCUGUCAGACACAGAUAUUGAUGUCCAUUUGUGAGCUGACGACGAUGCCGGACGUGUUCCUGGAAGACAUUCCUUUCAACGGACCUCUGACCUCCCACUCUUGCACACAUUAACACGCGAUACUGUGUGACAAAACGGAGUAGAGAAAAUACUCAAGAUGCUGACUCGACUUGAAAUCAUUAGAGCCUUGCAGUGUCUUGUACUACACUAAACUCAAAUGCACAUACACGUUGGGUGUAACACAACACAAUAUAUUACAACACAUUACAAAACAGGGCGGCACAGCACGGGGGUUAGUGCAUGUGCUUCACAAUACAAAGGUCCUGGGUUCGAUCCCCAGGCUUGGGAUCUUUCUGUGGGGUGUUUGCAGGUUCUCCCCCGUGACUGUGUGGGUUCCUUCCGGGUACUUCCU